AUGGCUUUCUUCUCUAUCAAGCGCGACACUCCGGCCCCCUUCCCCAGUAUCCAGGACCUGGCCCAGCACGACUUGAGCGACAGGUCGACAUCGGCGCCGGUGAUAUGGCGCGUCAACCUCACCUUCAUCGUGCUAGUCGGCGUCGUCGUGUCGCUCCGGAUAUUCACGCGUGCCUUCAUUACCCGACACUUCUUCGCCGAUGACGUGCUUGCCGUCUUCGCCGCCAUCUUCACCCUCGUGUCGGCCUCGACGGCCCUCGCCGCUACUGAAUAUGGCCUCGGCAUGCACGUCUGGAAUCUGCCACCGCCAAUCUCCAACAUGGUCGACAUGAUCACGCACUGCGUCAAGCUCAUGUUCGUGGCGCAUGUGUUUUACGCCGUCGCCACAGCUUUCACCAAGCUGUCCAUCAUCACGUCGUACCUGCGCAUCUUCCCGCACGAGACGCUACGGCGGAUCAUGUACGGGACGGCCGUUUUGGUAGUGGGCAUUGGCAUCAGCGCCAUCUUCGCCACCAUAUUCCAGUGCUUGCCCGUCGAGGCGGCGUGGAACUUCAACAUUACGGACAGAAAGUGUUUCCCGUUUACCGACUUCCUGUUCGCCAACGCCGCCGUCAGCAUCGCUACCGACCUCGUCCUCGUCGCCGCGCCGCUGCCCUACUUCUGGUCCCUCAACCUGCCGCUGAGGCAGAGGAUCGUCAUCUGCGUCCUGUUUGGCGUCGGCUUCAUUGCUUUUAUUGUCAGCGUCGUCCGUAUUGUGUCGUUACGAGACAUGCAAGGCAUCGAUGUGACAUACUAUCUAGUGUCCCCUCUGAACUGGACCGUCAUCGAGUGCAGUCUUGGAAUCAUCUGCGUCUCGAUCCCGCCCAUGCGCCCACUGUUUUCCAAGCUGGCGCCAGGCUUCGUGUCCACCUACAUAUCGCAAGGCGGAACGGGGGUGAGGACUGGCGGUGGGUCCCGCCUGAGGUCACAGCCACGCACCCGCGAAGAUGCGGCUAGGGACCUAGACCGCGAGAUGGACAGGCAGCUGAUGGAUUUCGAAAUGGCUGAGCACCGGCGCCAGCUUUCGGAGAAGUCGGACGCCACGGUGUCCGUCGAGGCGUCGUCGGUCGAACACGAACUGGCGCUGCCGCCGCUCAGCUAUGCCCGCAAGGGAGACACGUCUCCCGUAUGA
Molecule: messenger RNA, 1170 nt
Organism: Lasiosphaeria miniovina
Lineage: Eukaryota; Fungi; Ascomycota; Sordariomycetes; Sordariales; Lasiosphaeriaceae
Exons: 4
Coding region: 1-1170 (389 amino acids)
Source: RefSeq, a predicted model, not a curated record